This is a messenger RNA of Musa acuminata subsp. malaccensis (wild Malaysian banana), 2020 nucleotides long. RefSeq names its product pentatricopeptide repeat-containing protein At1g05750, chloroplastic. Gene Ontology annotation, biological process: RNA modification. Gene Ontology annotation, molecular function: protein binding; RNA binding. Lineage: Eukaryota; Viridiplantae; Streptophyta; Magnoliopsida; Zingiberales; Musaceae. Gene Ontology annotation, cellular component: intracellular membrane-bounded organelle. The record is from RefSeq and is a predicted model, not a curated record.
UUAAGGUCAUAAGCAAUCUGUAAACUCAGCAAUGUAGGUGUCAUCUUGUAGACGCAAGAUGGCCGCUCAAACUCUCACUCAACUCCCUCCCGUUCCUUCACCGCCGCGGCGGCGGCCCCAACCACACACUCGCCCUCUUCCCCGACGACACCUUUCCUCCACCACUCUCCCAAAUCUCUCCUCUUCUGUCGAGAAUUGUUCGGCGCGGGAUGUCGUCUCAUGGACCGCUGCCAUUGCCCGCCAAGCCCGACGCGGCCGCCUGUCCGACGCUGCAUGCGCCUUUGGAGACAUGCUUUCUGCAGGCGUCAACCCCAACAACGUCACCCUCGUCGCCCUCCUCUCCGCCUGCGCCGACUUCCCAUCCUACCCCUCCGCCCUUCCCCUUGGGUGCGCCAUUCACGCUCAGUCCCUCAAGCGAAGGCGCCCGGACGCUGCUCCUGAGGAAGUCGUCGUUUUCUCCACCGCCCUCGUCGAUAUGUACGCUAAGUGCGGCCGGGCAGACCUCGCUGGCGAGGUGUUCGACCGAAUGCCCGUUAAGAACACUGUCUCCUUCAACACCAUGAUCGCUGGGUACAUGCGGGCUGGGGACGUCGACCAUGCCUUGUCUUGGUUCAACAGAAUGCCGAGGAAAGAUAAGGUAUCUUGGACCGUGGUGAUUGACGGGUGCGUCAAGAAUGGUCUUGUCGAGGAGGCAUUGGAUUGUUUUCGAGCGAUGCAGCUCAGCAGGAUCGAUGCAGAUUACGUGACGAUCCUAGCAGUCAUUGCGGCUUGCACUAGCCUGGGAGCUCUCAACCAUGGGCUUUGGGUGCAUCGGUACGUCAAGAACCAUGGCCUCUCGAACAAUGUUCGGCUGGCCAAUUCCCUCAUCGACAUGUACUCAAGGUGCGGCCGUGUCGAUUUCGCUCACCAGCUGUUCGAAAGAAUGUGCACGAGAACACUGGUGUCUUGGAAUUCCAUUGUUGUUGGAUUUGCAGUGAAUGGUUGCUGCCAUGAGGCUAUUGAGCAUUUCAAGAUGAUGCGGAGUGAGGGAUUCGGGCCCGAUGGAGUGAGCUUCACAGGUGUGCUUACCGCCUGUAGUCAUGCUGGUUUGGUACAUGAAGGCCUGAAGUUUUACGAUCUGAUGAGGGAACACUAUAAGUUGCCACCGAGAGUUGAGCACUUCGGUUGUCUGGUGGAUCUACUCAGCCGGGCUGGGAGGUUGGAGGAAGCCGUGAGCACGAUCGAGAGCAUGCCUUUCCGGCCAAAUGAGGUAGUCUUGAGCUCACUUCUGGCUGCUUGCAGGGUGCACGGGGAUAUCCAACUAGCAGAGAGAGUGACAGCAUACCUUCUGCACUUAGAGCCAGAAUGUGACUCCAAUUACGUGCUCCUGUCAAAUAUUUACGCUGCGGAUGGGCAGUGGGACGGCGUCGGUGCACUCCGAAGCAAGAUGAAGGCCAUCGGAGUGACAAAGACACCAGGAUGUAGCAGCAUCGAGAUCGGUUGCGAGAUCCAUGAGUUUGUAGCUGGAGAUGGGUCACACCCGCAGUCUGAUGACAUAUAUGAGAUGCUUGACCUCCUUCGCUGCGAGCUGAAGCUCUGGGGCCAUGAUCCGAAGAUAAUUGUAGGUGCUACAGAUGACUAAUGUACCUUGUUGCUGCAUAAUGGUGCUGCUCGAGGUUGCAGCAGUUCUAUUGCAGCCAACAAAGAGAGCGCGAGGGUGUCAUCCACAUGGAAGCGGAACUCAUUAGAGACAUUGUGAACGGUUUUCACAGCAGUUGUGUAUGAAGAUGUCAGGCGGUCAUCUGUGCAGAAAACACGCAUGAGAUGCAGAAAUAUGGAUGAAAGGAGCUGCCAAACAUCCGAUAAAUGGUAAUUAUGCAUUCUUGGAUUUUGUUAAAAGAGACAUGAAGAAAUUUAAUGGUAUUUAUAUGUCUUAGCUGAUGGGCCUCUCCUAUUACUACAUCUAAUUAGACAUAUACCGUCUUGUAUGCAUCUAAACCCAACAAGGUUAAAACCUCCGUCAAUUGUAAUUUCUGUUUAU